UCUCCGUUUCGUUUCCCCUCCGCAUCCUAAUUCCUGUAUUCGAUUCGUCGAAAUCUCACUGAGCUUCCUUCUACAUCAAGGGCGAUCGCUCAUGGGAGAUUCUCCCGAUCAAGGAGAGGACGAAAAUUUCGCAUCGUAUCAUCAGGAAUGGGCCAAUCUUCUCAGAGCUCAGGAGUCGCUUAAGGAACGAUUGGUCCUUGAGGAUGAUUUUUCGUGGGGAAUAUCCUCGCAAGAAUCGCCUUCAGAGGAUGGGUCAGCAAGGGAGAAGCUGAAGUACAUCGGCGGUGUUGAUAUAAGCUUCUUGAAGAAGGAUCCUUCGUUGGCGUGCGGUGCUCUCGUGGUGCUCGAUUCUGAUACUCUCAACGUUGUGCACGAAGAGUUUGAUGUUGCCCGCCUGCAUGUUCCUUAUGUUCCUGGAUUUCUUGCGUUCAGAGAAGCACCAAUACUUUUGGGUCUUCUCGACAAGAUGAAGUUCAACGCUCAUCCUUUCUAUCCUCAGUUACUGAUGGUCGAUGGCAAUGGCUUACUUCAUCCUCGAGGUCUUGGGUUAGCUUGCCAUCUUGGUGUCUUGGCUAAUCUUCCCACCAUUGGAAUUGGAAAAAAUUUGCAUCACAUUGAUGGACUAACUCAGUCUGAAGUGAGACGAUGCUUUGAAGCUAGUGGAACCUAUGAUGAGGAUCUGAUACCUUUGAUCGGGAAGUCUGGAAAAACAUGGGGAAUGGCAAUGCACUCCAGUCAUUCCUCAUCAAAACCUAUAUAUGUGUCCAUUGGUCAUCGAAUAUCGCUUGGUUCUGCCAUAAUGAUUGUCAAAUCAUCUUGCAAAUAUCGCAUCCCUGAGCCUAUUCGACAGGCUGAUAUUAGAUCGAAGGCAUUCCUUCAGGAGUUCCAAGGAGUAACUAAUUUGGUGAAACCAUCUCACAGUUUGCCUUAUUCUUAAUUCCUUAGGCAAACUAUUGAGAAAAGGGGGGAAAAACACAAUUAUGCAAGCUGUUUGUUUAAGAAUACUGUUUUACAGUCUUUAACACCGCAAUGUACCAUCUUCAUUCGACUUUGGUGCAAAAUGCCGUUCCGUUUCUGAUGACCAAACAAAGUGCAAAUUCCCAACAUCACCAAACAAAGAAUAGUAUCAUUGCUGGUGGUUCUUGUAUUUCUAACUACUUUCUCUUCAUUUUCUUAAGCAUGCUAAUUGACCUUGUUCAUCAAACACAGGAACCCUGCGUUCAAAGAAGCCCCAAGGGCCCAAGUUUUGUUGAUAAAUUGUAAUAUCCCUUCUGUUGUGAACCAGAAUAUAAUUUUAAAAUUGACACUUCUUUUUUAGCUA
Zingiber officinale is the source of this 1321-nucleotide messenger RNA. RefSeq names its product endonuclease V-like. The record is from RefSeq and is a predicted model, not a curated record. The transcript is spliced from 8 exons. The coding region runs from base 92 to 937 and encodes 281 amino acids. Gene Ontology annotation, biological process: DNA repair. NCBI's taxonomy places the organism in Eukaryota, Viridiplantae, Streptophyta, Magnoliopsida, Zingiberales, Zingiberaceae. Gene Ontology annotation, cellular component: cytoplasm; nucleolus. Gene Ontology annotation, molecular function: RNA endonuclease activity producing 5'-phosphomonoesters, hydrolytic mechanism; single-stranded RNA binding.